GGUGGAGGUGGCGCCACAUAGCGGUCAUGUGUGAACUAAUACAGGAUUACACGAUUGAAGAGAGAAAAAGCGUGUGACAUUAUUAUUAACAAAAAGAAAAAGCAAACUUCCGCGCAAAUAGUUGGAAAAUUUAAGGAAUAUAUAGUUUUAUAAAAUUGAUUUUUAGAUGACAUCUCGCGCGAAAGUUCUCUUGAAUUUUGUACGUUACUCGUCAAAUCUGAGACGGAGGAUCAAGUGGAAGGACGCAGAGGGUAAUCCAGAGGGUGUAAAAUACGGAUACAUUACAUACUUUCCGAGGCAUCCAAAUGAAGUUGACCCAGCGUUUGAACCGAGCAAACUGUUUAUUAUAAAAUUGGUGAAGCCUUUUAAGGGUAAUCCGUGGUGGGAGAAGAAUGUACUCAAACAGUUAGGUUUUGAUAAGGAGAAAAGGGAUCCAGUGAUUUGUAAAAAUACGCCAAGUUUGUGCGCCAUGCUUUGGAAGGUGAAACAUUUGGUGGUGAUCACGCCCAUUACGUUACCUGAUAACAUGCCAACUGCGGAUGAUCUAAAUAGCACGUAUUUACAUUUACACAAUGGCAAGUUUAGUGCUAUACCAAAAGUAGAUCCUGUUCGUAUAGAAGCUACGGAAAAUUUCACGAAGAAUCCGAAAAAGCUGGAUGGUGAAGGUGUAGAAAACAAAUUAAGAUGGCAGUGGAAUGUUGGACGUGCUAUCUUUAGUAAUUCAUCGUAAUGCAAAUGAGUGUAAAUGUUGAUGACCAUAGCAAUAAAAAUGGCAUAUAAGAAUGAAAAUGCAAAACUUG
This is a messenger RNA of Ooceraea biroi (clonal raider ant), 800 nucleotides long. It is a transcript of the gene mRpL30, whose product is annotated as mitochondrial ribosomal protein L30. Gene Ontology annotation, cellular component: mitochondrion; large ribosomal subunit. Gene Ontology annotation, molecular function: structural constituent of ribosome. Lineage: Eukaryota; Metazoa; Arthropoda; Insecta; Hymenoptera; Formicidae. The record is from RefSeq and is a predicted model, not a curated record. Gene Ontology annotation, biological process: translation.